GAUCAUUUCUCAACACUUCCUCGCCCCAGGAGCCUCAGAAGCCAACCCUCCUCCUGCAAGGAUGAAGUUUUCCAUGGCCACCAUCUUCCUCUUCCUUCCCCUCCUCUCUGUCAUCCUAGGGACCAAGAUCACAUCUUCCUCACGAGGACCUUACUACCCCUCAGAGUGCUGCUUCACCUACAUUUCCCACAAGUUCCCGCGUCAUCAGAUCAUGGAUUAUUAUGAGACCAGCAGCGAGUGUCCCAAGUCCGGAGUUGUCUUCAUCACCAAAAAGGGACACUCCAUCUGUGCCAACCCUAGAGAUAAAUGGGUCCAGGACUACAUCAAGGACCUGGAGGAGAACUGAAUGAUCCAGAAGCUCUGGAGAAGGGCUCAGCUCAGCCAACCGAAGAGGCCAAGGCCCCUCCACCCCAGCCUUCCCCUAGCCUCCGCCUGGGAGCUGCCCUGGCUUGAAUUAAAGACCUUUCUUGCCUUU
Molecule: messenger RNA, 475 nt
Organism: Sciurus carolinensis (gray squirrel)
Lineage: Eukaryota; Metazoa; Chordata; Mammalia; Rodentia; Sciuridae
Gene: Ccl14
Product: C-C motif chemokine ligand 14
Exons: 3
Coding region: 62-346 (94 amino acids)
Biological process (GO): cellular response to type II interferon; chemokine-mediated signaling pathway; cellular response to tumor necrosis factor
Cellular component (GO): extracellular region
Molecular function (GO): chemokine activity; CCR chemokine receptor binding
Source: RefSeq, a predicted model, not a curated record